Messenger RNA from Linum trigynum, 5525 nucleotides. Lineage: Eukaryota; Viridiplantae; Streptophyta; Magnoliopsida; Malpighiales; Linaceae. The record is from the annotation of a GenBank genome assembly.
AGCAUUUUUUUGAAGGCAUAAAGGGUUAAAAGGUUUCGCUUUCGGAAUAAGGAGGAUGUGAAGUGACAUACUAUUGAAAUUCAGGGGGUCUUCUGCUAUUUUUCCGAAAUAUCAGAUGCUUCAAAUGAAAGAAGAACGCGUGAGUAGAGUGGCAAACUGGCGAUCCCAUUCCCGUUUCCCACCGACGACGCUGUCAAAAGGGGCAAAAGACAAUUUCCAAGUGAAGCUGAGGAAACACCGUGGGGAGCAGCCAUGGUGUCACCAACGUCGCAGCAGCAGCAGAUUAUGAUGCCGAGGAAGCUUCUAAUGGCGGCGGCUGUACUUCUAAUGGCGGCGGCUUCCGUUCCCGGCGUCGGUGCUUGGACUGGCGAAAUCCGUGGAAGAGUUGUUUGUGAUGUGUGUGGGGAUUCCUCCAUUGGGCCAGAGGAUCACGUCUUGGAAGGUGCUGAAGUAGCUGUUCUGUGCAUAACCAAGUCAGGGGAAGUAGUAAACUAUCAAGCAUUUACAAAUGCCAAAGGGAUGUACACGGUUGCAGAAACCAUGUCCGAAAGCGACCGUUGGGAUGCAUGCUUGGCAAGACCUAUAAGCAGCUUUCACGACCACUGCAACCAACUGGGGCCUUCUAGCAGAGGACUGAAGUUCAGUUACAACAAGCCAUCCGGAUAUUCUCACAGCGUUAGACCAUUUGUGUAUCGGCCUUCUAACGCUCCAACAUACUGCUUGUAGAUGAUACCCCAACAUCAUAACUUAUUAUCACCAGAAGCUAAAUUAUUUGGAAGUUUUACAUCUUAAUCUCUGCUAUCUAGUAGAUGUACUUAAGUUUACUCUGAUCUAAUUUGGAUUGUGGUGUUAUAAGCUGGCACCAGUCUUGUUGUGGUACUGGUGGUUGGUGGAUGGCGCGGGCGGAGCGGAGCGGGUUUCUCAAUAUUCAUAUUCGCUUUGUACCAGCUGUUGGUCAGAUCGGAUAAUUCUCACGUUGCUAAUGGGUUAGAAUGGAGCAAGUUGACUAGUUGUCACAUUAUGUGAAGAAAGAAAAAUACUUAAUGGGUUUGAAUGAAUAAUUGAUUCAAAAUAAUUGACAGCUUAAAUUUCGUACAGAAAUGCAAAUAUAUUAAGAUUAUACAUAUCAAGAAUGAGACAAAUCCGGAAGUAGUAAUCCAUGUAGUCCCCUUCUAACUAUUGCGAAUUGAAUAAUAGUCGCCUCAAUAUGAAUCAUGUUGAAUGAUACCCCAAAUUGCCAUCCCUACCCCGGACUUGUCUCAUUCUGGGAGCCCUAUCCCUGCGGAGAGCUUGGACGGUCAACACAACAUUGCGGGCUUGAGGCCUGGUCGUCUAUAAGAUAAACUAGUGUGGGCCCCGGCUAGUUGGCCGGAGGAAGGUAGGAUGGCAAUGGGUCGGGUUGGGUCGGGUAUGGCCAAAUUCAAAUCCAAAUUCAUGGGUUUAUCCGUGAAAAAAAUUCGGGGUAAAAUUCACUGGGUUUGAAAAACUCAAACCCAACUCAACCCCCUGGGUAUCCGCGGGUUCAUGGGUACCCACAGGUUUUUGUCUUAAAAAAUUUACAAUAACAAGUUCCUAUCAAAAUUAAAGUCAAAUAUCAAUCUCUCAAUACAAAUUAUCCAUAUAUAAAAUACCAUUCUAGAAAAUUCAAGCAAAUAACAAAUUAUCCAUAAAUAACAUGAUUAAUUGAAAGCUUCUUCCUUUCAAUUAAGUUUCUUCACUCUCCACUCGAUAGCAUCAACUUCAUUCUACACAAUUAGAAAGAAAAAAUUAGACAUGUCUCCACAAACAUAAAUAAGAUAAGUUGUUUAGAAUAUUAAAUAUAUCGAGAAAAUUAAUUAUAUGGGUGUGGGCGGGUACCCAUGGGUCUGGUUUACCUAAACCCAAACCCAACCCAACCCGAUGAAUAUUGAACGGGUUUAAACCCAAACCCGGCCCAAAACCCGUCAACACGGAUUUUACCCGCGUUGACCGGGUUGGGUCGGGUGGGUACCCGUGGGUUCGGGUUUUGUUGUCAUCCCUAGAGGAAGGUGAGGUAUGAAAUUUGAUAAUAUAAUGGGGUGUAUAACUUAUUGUUGUAAAGUUUUUUUGGGAAACACGUGAUAAAAAUAGUGAAUUUUAGCAGGAAAGAGACAUUAAUGAUGCAACAAAUCAAAAAUCGGCCUUAUGAACCAAAAUCAAGUACCUGUUACCUUGUGAAACAAUAUUGUUUUUGGUAAUAUGAUGAGGUGGAGUAAGUUUUAUAGAAACUGAAUUCCAGAAAAUCGAAUAAAAAAUCGCCUAUCCCGUCGGUUUUCGGAAAAUGAGCAUCUCACAAUCGUUGCUAGCUUUUACUCGGCCCGUUGGCCGAUUAAUUUGGUUUAUAAAACUUUCAUCUUGUCGUCAUUGUGCUUUCUGGUUUUUUUCAGGCCAUGAUAAAAUCUAAGGAAAUCAAGAACGAACAACACGAUUUGGGAUAGGAACCGUCGUUGUCGUAUCCCUAGAAAAUGGUGGUAAACACGGAUUCACCUGCCAAACUGGUUUGGAUUGAGAUUUUUAUCGGGUAUCAGGGAACCAUGUGAUUAUAAAUUAGACUCGAUCAAAAGGGGCCAAAACUUGAAAUGCAGCCUGUCUGACCGACCCAUGCCAAAUUCUAAUUAUUCUUUACUUUUAAACUUUUUAUUUGAAAAUAAAAAAUAGUGAAAUAAAAGAGAUGACUGCCAUUUGCACAUCACUUAUUCGGGAAUAAAACCAUAGAAAUUCAAAAGGAACUGAAAAUGUUAGGAUCGUUUUAAUGUUUAAAAUAACCAAAUAGAUCUUUCUGUUUAGUUUUUUACUAACAAAUACCAAACGAUUCCCUAUAAAAUACACUAUGAUUUGAUCAUUAUGAUAUCAAAUAAUUAUAUAAUAUAUAUUUGAAAUGAUAAAAAUUGGACUAAUUGGGUUGGUCGAGGUUGAACCAUUGAAUAACUUCAAAAUACAUUAUAUUUUAGCCACUAAGAUAUAAAAUAAUAGCAUAAUAUAUUAUGCCAGAGAAAAUAGCUUGUUUUAGAAUGUCAAACCAAUGAUGUUCAUUUGUUUUACUUGAUGGCCAAAUCCCGUGUAGGUCAAACCAAUUCAACUCUUUUAUUUUAUGGUUAGCGGCAGUGGCGGACCCAGAAAUUUUACAUAGGGGUGUCCUCUUUUAAAAAAUAAAUUAAAUAUAAAUAAUUCUAAAAUAAUUAAUAAAAAAUAAAUAAUAUUUAAAUAAGAAAUACUUUACUCAUACAGUUUGAAAAAAUUCACAAUGUGUUUUCAUAUUAAAAAAUGAUUGUAGAACACACUUGGGGGUACACUAUUAAAAAAAAAUUGUCUCUGUAUAUCAUAUUAGACAAUCAUUCACGAACUGAUCACAUAUUCAAUUUCUAAACUUGUUCUUGAUGUAAUCCAAAGCUGAAAAAACUCUUUCAAUACUUGUUGUACAACCAUAAAUCAAUACAAAUUAAGGGUAGCUUGAAAUUUGUUUAAUUGUUAGAUUUUGAAAACAAUUAGAGAUAGAGAAUGACAUUAUACUAUUACACAGUGUUUAAAAUCGAAUAACAUAUGAGUUGUAGCCUAAUGAAAAUUAGGUUUAUUAAUAAUAAAAGUGUCCUAUGUUUGAAUUACCCAAACUACUACUUAUAUUCUUAUACUCAAACUAAAAGAUGAGAGUAGGAUAAUCACUUUUUUAAAUUUAGGGGUGUCCCCGACUAUCAAUUAUAAUUUUUUUGUCAAUACGUAAAUUACUACCGGGGGUUGGAUAAUCGCUUUCCCAAAAUUUAGGGGUGUCCGGGGACACCCCUAAACACCCGUCGGUCCGCCCCUGGUUAGCGGUUAGCCCAUUAGAUACCAUGCAUUAGUUUAUUGUUAAUUUUUUUUUAUUUUUAGCAAUAAAAAGAAGUAUUGUUUUUGCCUCUUCAUAUAUAUUUUAUCACCACGGAGAAAUAAAAGGGCUUAAUGAAAAAAUUGACACUCUUGAACCCGUUUAAAUCCGCAUGUGUACGGUAAGUUGGCCCGUUCCACAGAGGAAAGAGGAAAAAAUUGACACUCCCUAUUCUAUCAUUCCUACAAACGCUCCUAGAGCAGGAAAUUUGAAAUGGGGGAAUGGUUUUUUCCUCUCUGCUAUUAUAUCUUUUUAAUUUAAAAAGAUGCUACAAAUGUACUUAGUGUGAUUGGUUAUGAUCCUUACUUUUCCUUAAAAUGGUGAUGGUUCGAAUCCCACUACGUGUCUUUUUAAUAAAAUAAAAAAAGUAAGUGUGAAGACCAAAAUGUCCUUCCUACUUUCACUCUCGUUGCAGGAAAUUUGAAAUGGGGCUCCCGUUUUUCCCUUUGGUGUAUUAUAUUAUGUGUAGAUUAGAGUUGGGCUUGGGCCUGGGCUUGGGCAUUUUCUGAACUCAAACGGGACCCGAUUCACUUACAUCAUGUAAGAACGCAUAACGAGCUGUCGUUUUGCUCAACUUGGACUGGACCUCAAGUAUUUCCUAGUUUCUCUAGUUUCUUUCUACUCUCCUCAGUCCUUUCCCUUCGUCUGCGGUCUGCCACGAACUAGGGCUUCCAUUCCGAAAUCAGUUGCAGCGUUCGAAGCUUAGGGUGAGAUUUCAGCGCCGGAAGUUAGGACCUUAGCUCGCUUUACUCCAAUCGCCGGCGCCGAAUCCCUACCGUAAGUGGCUGCUAUUCUAAUUUUCAUUUGCUGUGAACUUCCCUCCGUUUGCUUUUCCGUUCUUGUUUCCUGUAGGAGCCACGAUUGCUGUAUAGCUGUGAUCGAAGUUCGCCUUUUUGCCUAGACGGAAGUGAAUUCCUCGGUUUAAAUCGUUAGUUUCUCGUUUUCUUGGACCAUAAGCCUAUAUCUAGUCUCACCUUAGAGAAAUUACUUUCUUUUCUCUUUGGAUGAAUAUUGAAUACAAUUCGAAUUUGAGAAAAUAGGGGUUGGUGGGUGUUGUUUGAUGAACUAGGUUGGAGGAUGGGAGGUAUUUAGCUCGGCCUCGCAAGUAUGAUGUGCUUUUGGCACGCAAUACCCUAUUGACCACUGCAUUUGGGUCCUCCAUCUUACAUUUCUUUUCAUUCCUGUUGAAUGUAAGCUAGCGAUAUGAUCAUUCACAAAGGUUUGUAGUUUGUGUCCCUUUUGAUCUCCCCUUAUAGUCCCCUGCUCAGCCACGCUAAUUACCGUAUGUUUUGAUUGAUGAGUUGAGGUACUUACUUAUAUGAUGAGUUCUAAGUUAAGACUCUAUUUCCUUGAUUCUAGCCUAUAGCUGCGUCAGUAUUCCUAUACGAACACUCUACAUGCUCUGCUACUUUCUGGAAUAGGUUCGCUGUAUUUAUGUAAGAUAUUUUGUGUUGUACAAAUCUGUCGAGAUUGUUGGUUGCGAGUUCAGCAUUGUUUGAUGCUAUGGAAUCGGCCAAUAGGUCAUGGUUCGAGGGAGGAUGGGGAUAAGUUAACUUAUACUCUUUUGAUGACAAUGGAUUGUGAUAAAAUUGUCACCACUUGUGGAACAUCGUUAAGCUGCUCUUUAGAAUCAAACAUUGUCUGCACU